This is a messenger RNA of Phodopus roborovskii (desert hamster), 7780 nucleotides long. It is a transcript of the gene Rock2, whose product is annotated as Rho associated coiled-coil containing protein kinase 2. The transcript is spliced from 34 exons. NCBI's taxonomy places the organism in Eukaryota, Metazoa, Chordata, Mammalia, Rodentia, Cricetidae. Gene Ontology annotation, cellular component: cytoskeleton; centrosome; cytoplasm. Gene Ontology annotation, biological process: positive regulation of centrosome duplication; embryonic morphogenesis; cortical actin cytoskeleton organization. Gene Ontology annotation, molecular function: Rho-dependent protein serine/threonine kinase activity; ATP binding; small GTPase binding. The record is from RefSeq and is a predicted model, not a curated record. Bases 327 to 4664 code for a protein of 1445 amino acids.
CGAGUAGGGCCGCGGAGCGGGCUGUGUGUGAGCGGAGCGGGCUUGUGGGCGCGCGAGGCGGCCGGCGGCGACAUGCGGGCGCACGGGCGGCGGCCCUAGCGGCCCGAGCCCCGAGGGCGGGGCGGCGCGGCGCGGGCGCCCCUUCCCCGCUCCCGCCCGCCGGGUCCUGGCGAGCUCGCUGCGGGCCGGGCGGCGCGCGUGCGGCUGAGGGGCGGGGACGCCGUGUGCCUCGCUGCUCCCAGCCGGGCCGGGCGGCUCCUCAGACAGCGGCGCGAGGCGGGCCCGGGCGGAGGUUCCGCGGGUGGCGCUAGGCCCGGCGAAGCGGCAUGAGCCGGCCCCCGCCGACGGGGAAAAUGCCCGGCGCCCCUGAGGCCGCGCCGGGGGACGGGGCGGGCGCGAGCCGCCAGAGGAAGCUGGAGGCGCUCAUCCGAGACCCUCGCUCGCCCAUCAACGUGGAGAGCUUGCUGGAUGGCCUAAAUUCCUUGGUCCUUGACUUGGAUUUUCCUGCUUUGAGGAAAAAUAAAAAUAUAGAUAAUUUCUUAAAUAGAUAUGAGAAAAUUGUGAAAAAAAUCAGAGGUUUACAGAUGAAAGCAGAAGACUAUGAUGUUGUAAAAGUUAUUGGAAGAGGAGCUUUUGGUGAAGUUCAGUUGGUUCGUCAUAAGGCAUCUCAGAAGGUGUAUGCAAUGAAGCUUCUUAGUAAGUUUGAAAUGAUAAAAAGAUCAGACUCUGCUUUUUUCUGGGAAGAAAGAGACAUCAUGGCCUUUGCGAAUAGUCCCUGGGUGGUUCAGCUCUUUUGUGCCUUCCAAGAUGACAGGUACCUGUAUAUGGUGAUGGAGUACAUGCCAGGUGGAGACCUUGUGAACCUUAUGAGUAAUUAUGAUGUGCCUGAAAAAUGGGCCAAAUUUUAUACUGCUGAAGUCGUGCUUGCACUGGAUGCAAUACACUCUAUGGGCUUAAUACACAGAGACGUGAAGCCUGAUAACAUGCUCUUGGAUAAACAUGGACAUCUAAAACUAGCAGAUUUUGGCACAUGUAUGAAAAUGGAUGAAACAGGUAUGGUGCAUUGCGAUACAGCAGUUGGAACUCCUGAUUACAUAUCACCUGAAGUUCUGAAAUCCCAAGGUGGUGAUGGUUACUAUGGGCGAGAAUGUGAUUGGUGGUCUGUAGGUGUUUUCCUUUUUGAGAUGCUAGUGGGGGACACUCCAUUUUAUGCAGAUUCACUUGUAGGAACCUACAGCAAAAUUAUGGAUCAUAAAAAUUCACUGUGUUUCCCUGAAGAUACAGAAAUUUCUAAACAUGCUAAGAAUCUCAUUUGUGCCUUCUUAACAGACAGGGAGGUACGACUUGGAAGAAAUGGGGUAGAAGAAAUCAAACAACAUCCUUUCUUUAAGAAUGACCAGUGGAAUUGGGAAAACAUAAGAGAGACGGCAGCUCCAGUGGUGCCUGAGCUCAGCAGUGACAUAGACAGCAGCAACUUUGAUGACAUUGAGGACGACAAAGGAGAUGUAGAGACCUUCCCAAUCCCAAAAGCUUUUGUGGGAAAUCAGCUGCCUUUUAUAGGAUUUACCUACUUCAGAGAGAAUUUGUUAUUAAGUGACUCUCCAUCUUGUAGAGAAAAUGAUGCAAUACAAACAAGGAAAAGUGAAGAAAGUCAAGAGAUUCAGAAAAAAUUGUAUGCACUAGAAGAACACCUUAGCAGUGAGCUGCAAGCCAAGGAGGAGCUGGAGCAGAAGUGCAAAUCUAUUAACACUCGCCUAGAGAAAACAGCAAAGGAGCUAGAAGAAGAGAUUACCUUUAGGAAAAAUGUGGAGUCAGCACUGAGACAAUUGGAAAGAGAAAAGGCCCUUCUUCAGCACAAAAACGCAGAAUAUCAGCGGAAAGCUGAUCAUGAAGCUGACAAGAAACGGAAUUUGGAAAAUGAUGUUAACAGCUUAAAAGAUCAACUUGAAGAUUUGAAGAAAAGAAACCAGAGCUCUCAGAUAUCCACUGAGAAGGUCAAUCAGCUCCAGAAACAGCUGGAUGAAGCUAAUGCUUUGCUGCGAACAGAGUCUGACACUGCAGCAAGGUUAAGAAAAACCCAGGCAGAAAGUUCCAAACAGAUUCAGCAGCUGGAGUCUAAUAAUAGAGAUCUACAAGAUAAAAACUGCCUGCUUGAGACUGCCAAAUUAAAGCUUGAAAAAGAAUUUAUCAAUCUUCAAUCAGCUCUAGAAUCUGAAAGAAGGGACCGGACCCAUGGAUCAGAGAUAAUUCAUGAUUUACAAGGUAGAAUAUCUGGGCUGGAAGAAGAUGUGAAGACUGGCAAAGCCUUGCUGACCAAAGUAGAGCUAGAGAAGAGACAGCUGCAGGAGAAACUCACUGACCUAGAGAAGGAGAAGAGCAACAUGGAAAUAGAUAUGACAUACCAACUGAAGGUGAUACAGCAGAGUUUAGAGCAAGAAGAAGCGGAGCACAAGACCACAAAAGCACGUCUGGCAGACAAAAACAAGAUCUAUGAAUCCAUCGAAGAAGCUAAGUCAGAAGCCAUGAAAGAGAUGGAGAAGAAGCUGUUGGAAGAAAGGUCUUUAAAGCAGAGAGUGGAGAACCUGCUCCUGGAGGCAGAGAAAAGAUGCUCCAUAUUGGACUGUGACCUCAAACAGUCCCAGCAGAAACUAAACGAGUUGCUGAAGCAGAAAGAUGUGCUAAAUGAGGAUGUUAGAAAUUUGACAUUAAAAAUAGAGCAGGAAACUCAGAAACGUUGCCUUAUGCAAAAUGACCUGAAGAUGCAGACCCAGCAAGUUAACACCCUAAAAAUGUCAGAAAAGCAGAUAAAGCAAGAAAACAAUCAUCUCAUGGAAAUGAAAAUGAACUUGGAAAAGCAAAAUGCUGAACUUCGAAAAGAGCGGCAGGAUGCAGACGGGCAGAUGAAGGAGCUACAAGACCAGCUUGAAGCCGAGCAGUAUUUCUCUACCCUCUAUAAGACCCAAGUUAGAGAACUCAAGGAAGAGAGUGAAGAGAAGGCGAAGCUUUGUAAAGAGCUGCAGCAGAAGAAGCAGGACUUACAAGAUGAACGAGACUCUUUGGCUGCCCAGCUGGAGAUUACCCUGACCAAAGCAGAUUCUGAGCAGCUGGCUCGUUCCAUUGCUGAGGAACAAUACUCUGAUUUGGAAAAAGAGAAGAUCAUGAAAGAACUGGAGAUAAAAGAGAUGAUGGCUAGACACAAACAAGAACUCACUGAAAAGGAUGCCACAAUUGCAUCUCUCGAGGAAACAAACAGAACACUAACCAGUGAUGUUGCGAAUCUUGCAAACGAGAAAGAAGAACUAAACAACAAGCUGAAAGACACUCAAGAGCAACUCUCAAAGUUGAAAGAUGAAGAGAUUAGUGCAGCAGCUAUUAAAGCUCAGUUUGAGAAGCAGCUAUUGACUGAGAGGACACUCAAGACUCAAGCUGUGAAUAAAUUGGCAGAGAUCAUGAAUCGAAAAGAACCUGUCAAACGUGGUAGUGACACAGAUGUGCGAAGAAAAGAGAAAGAGAACAGAAAACUACAUAUGGAGCUUAAGUCUGAACGUGAAAAAUUGACACAACAGAUGAUCAAAUACCAGAAGGAACUGAAUGAAAUGCAGGCUCAAAUAGCAGAAGAGAGCCAGAUUAGAAUUGAACUCCAGAUGACCCUGGACAGUAAAGACAGUGACAUUGAGCAGCUGCGGUCCCAACUGCAGGCCUUGCAUAUUGGUAUGGACAGUUCCAGUAUAGGAAGUGCACCAGGGGAUGUUGAGCCUGAUGAUGGAUUUCCAGUCCGUAUCACUCAGUCACACACUCUGGAGUCCAUGUCCUUCACCUACCAGCGCUCCUCUACUUCUCUCAGUAUUGCCACUAAGCCCUCCAGCUCUCACAUGCUUCUUGACUCUGACUCUGAAGAAGAUUCUUUGCCUUACUUACCCAUUUCAUCGGAGCCCAAUGGUGCAGAAUCAAGAUUAGAAGGAUGGUUGUCAUUGCCUGUGCGAAACAACACUAAGAAGUUUGGAUGGGUUAAAAAGUAUGUGAUUGUAAGCAGUAAGAAGAUUCUCUUCUAUGACAGUGAACAAGAUAAAGAGCAGUCUAACCCUUACAUGGUUCUGGAUAUAGACAAGCUGUUUCAUGUCCGACCUGUUACCCAGACAGAUGUUUACAGAGCAGAUGCUAAAGAAAUUCCCAGGAUAUUCCAGAUUCUGUAUGCCAAUGAAGGAGAAAGUAAGAAGGAACCAGAAUUUCCAGCGGAGCCGGUGGGAGAGAAAUCUAAUUAUAUUUGCCACAAAGGACAUGAGUUUAUCCCUACUCUUUAUCACUUCCCAACUAACUGUGAGGCCUGUAUGAAGCCAUUGUGGCACAUGUUUAAGCCCCCUCCUGCUCUGGAAUGCCGCCGGUGCCACAUUAAAUGUCAUAAAGACCACAUGGACAAGAAGGAGGAGAUAAUAGCGCCCUGCAAAGUUUAUUAUGAUAUAUCAACGGCAAAGAAUCUAUUGUUAUUAGCAAACUCAACAGAAGAACAGCAGAAAUGGGUUAGCAGGUUGGUGAAAAAAAUACCGAAGAAGCCUCCAGCUCCAGACCCUUUUGCCCGAUCAUCUCCAAGGGCCUCAAUGAAAAUACAGCAGAACCAGUCCAUUCGGCGGCCCAGUCGACAGCUUGCUCCAAACAAGCCAAGCUAACUGCCUUCUAUGAAAGCAGUUACUCAGGUGAUUGCAUUCUUCCAGCUUCAAGACUGAAACAUGUCUCAAAACUAAAAAGCUGUAUUCUACUGAGAGACUGACACACCCACUUACACAUAUUUCCUUUCCCCUGAAAUAAUUUUAAAUCAUGGAUUUUUCUGGGCUGCUUUGAAACAAGUUGAACAACAGUGAUUGGUGAGUACAGUGUCAUGCAACUCUUCAAGACUUGCUUCCUAGAGCUGUUGGCACAGAAGGACUGAGAAGAGUUCAGAAAGAUCACACUUUGGCUUCAACAGAGGGUUUUCAUCUGUACAUUAGCCAAAAGGAUUUGGGAGUGGACCCCACUACAGUGAUGCUGACUGCAUCUUUAAGAAGUGACCAUGAUGUUAUGUUCAUGUAUGUAUGUAUGUACAUAUGAGUUGAGCCUCAUAUAUAUACACACACCACCACACAUAAAAAAACACAUUGUACUGUAAUACUGCAAGAAGGUAUUUUUAACUUACCGUUUUAUUUUUUUAUACACAUUAAUCAGAUAUCAUUACUUCAGUUGCAACUAUGCACUUGUAUAAAGCCAUAAUGUUGGAAUUUAUAUCCUACCUGAUAGGAGAUGCAUGUUUGUGUAAACAGUAACUGUAACAAGAUGUUUGAAGUUAAUUAUUCCAGUUUCCUAAUGCUUGUUGUAGGCAACUUUACCCAUUUUGAAUGCCUUAAUUUAAUUUUCUCCCCCUCUCCCCCCAUCUCAACCCUUUUUGGUAUUUAAGAAAAGAAAGAACACGUGUUUACCAGCUCUUAGGAUACAGCUCACUUUGUGGGGAAAACAGUGCAUCUUUUACACACAGUAGUUUGUCAGCGUCAGCCUAUUUGGUCUGUGGCAGUUUUUAAUGUAUUUGGUCAUAGAAACAACAACGGUUGUAUUGAAACUAAUGUGUGUGAUGUACAUCUGUUAUUUUUUCAUCCCUUUUUACAGACUUCAGCUAGUCUGUGACUACAAAAUAGUUCCUUUGCUUUGAACUUGCUGGUUACCCUAGAUGUGUUAUUAUUUAUGGUAAAGGUAAUUUUUCACAUUUUCAUUCAAGAUUCAAAUAUAAAAAAAAAAAAAACUUAACAAGUACUGUAGAUAUAUUUUAAUAUUUAAAUGUGAUCCCUGAAACAAACAGCUGUAUGGCGGUGUAUCAGCUUUGGUAUCUGGGAAAAGGCAUCCUCAAAAGUGCUUGCUUUGAUUCUCGUUGCUCAGUGCUGUUGAGGUUAGAGAGCAGCUGGGACUUAUCCUGUAGUGCUGCAGAGUGCAGCAGUAACAGCGUCAGACUCUGCAUAUGCCAAGUUCAGUUGCCUAGGGUUUCUGUGAAGCUAGUGACAUUUGACAUUGCUUCCCUCUGGGGUCACUGUAGAGAUGGUGUAAAAAGUCUGAUCUUCUUUAUAGAUUCUAUUGUGGAAGUAGUGGCCUUUGGCCUACUGAUAUACUAAAUCCCAAUUCUGUGACCUGAAUUCAGAUGGCCCAGUUGCCUCUUUCAUUCCGUCUGUUAAGACUAGAUGUGCAUGCCAUUUCCCUGGAAGCAGCUGUGCUCUGUAGCUCUAAUUCAGAACACAGCUUCCUUCCUUCCUUCCUUCCUUCCUUCCUUCCUUCCUUCCUUCCUUCCUUCCUCCUUCCAGAUUUAAAAAUGAAAAUAUAUAAAAUUUAUAUAGAAAAACUAUUUCCAUUCAUUAGAGUUGUUUAAAAGGAGACUGAAUUAAUAUUUUAUAUAAAGAUUUUGUUACACUAUGGGAGGUUCUAUCCUAUUCUGAAAUUGGAGAGUAUAUAUAUAUAUAUUUUUAAUAAACUUUAUUAAGGUAAAAUGUCAAGUUUACACAUGAAUAAUUGAAGUAUUUGAGUAAAAAAAAGCAGAAGUUUAAAUUUGGAUGCUGUGCGUGUAUAUAUGUAUUAGAAUUUGGAGAAUCAUGGUGUGAUUCAGCAACUGUAUGUGACACUUAAUGUGAAGGAUUCAGGGGAAUAAAACAUUCUGAGGGGUAAAAAAAAAUCUCUCCAUGGAGCUUUUUCACAUACGGUUUAAUGUGGGGAUUUAUAAGGUCAUUUGUCCAACUAACAGAAUUUCGAGUAAAAAAACAAACUGUGACCUUAGGGAAGUAUUUGCUUUUCCCGUUGUCAUUUGUGUGUGUGUAGGUGCACAUACCUGCCAUUUCUCUCCCCAACCCAGCAGUCACCACAGCAGUGGCACACUAACUACAUUGUGCCGUUUCACUCUUUCUUGAGCCCCAAAUCUUCAGGCUUAUGAUUUUCAGAGCAAAUGUUACUUCCUUUAUUCAGUUUGUCCCAAGCCACAAAUACCUCCAGUUGGGACCUCGAAGAAAUGGAGUGUUUUGUGGAAAUAAAAAAGGGAAGUAAAAAUUACUGGUGAAAAUUAAUAUAAAAUUAAAUUUUAAGUGUUGCUUUUAGAAAAGCAAGAUUUUUUUUUUUUUUUUUUUAAGUGCAGUUGAAAAGUUUCAAAUGCCACAGCUAGCUAAAGGAUGGUGAGCUAGUAAUCCCAAGGAAAGCCUGGUGUUUCUGGCCAGCCUUUGAGAGGCCAUGGGCCCAACAGAGGCUUUGUGUCAUCAUGUGUAGAUGUAGUAAGAAGUGCUUGAGCUUCGGUUCUUGCUGCUGCUGUCAGUCUGUUAGGAUUCCCAGGGUGCCGUGGAGAAACUCAGACACUAAUCAACCUCAUAGGGAUGCUCUGAGCGGCUGAACCCCACAUAGAACAAAGCUUCUGAGCUUGCUCUCAGGCCCUCUGACUGCUACUGAACUGACUCUCCUUGCCUGCCUGAAGGUGGCUUCAGUUCCCUCCCUGGCUUGUGGAGAUGCCACGCCAACUUAAAGCACUUUGACAGGCACUGUAUGACAGUGCUGAGUGUUGUGCCCUGUGGCCUCACCCUGUUCCCUUCCCUGUGGUGACUUUUGUUUGGAACUGUAAUAAGUUAUAAACGGCAUGAUUUAAAGAGUCAUCUUGGAUCACCUGAACAUUUAAAAAAAAAAAAAUACCCUCUUGAUUUAUUUUUUAUUUUGUUGCAUCUUUGUAGUAAUGUAAUUGUAUUUUUAUGCCUGCUUUUUGUUUAAGAAAAAUAAAUAAAAGAACCUAAGAUGUAAA